Molecule: messenger RNA, 627 nt
Organism: Papaver somniferum (opium poppy)
Lineage: Eukaryota; Viridiplantae; Streptophyta; Magnoliopsida; Ranunculales; Papaveraceae
Exons: 1
Coding region: 1-627 (208 amino acids)
Source: RefSeq, a predicted model, not a curated record
AUGUGGCUGCAAGAUGAGAGUAUUAAAGAAAGAAUGCAACAAUGGUGGCAGGACCAUCACUUCACGGGGAAUCCGGGAUAUGUUUUUUGCAAAAAGUUACAAGCGGUGAAAGGUGAUUUGCGAGAUUGGAACUUACAAACCUUUGUCAGAGUAAACAGGAUUAGGGAUGAGCUGUUAGUACAAAUUAAAGCGUUUGAUGAGAGGGAGGCACAAGGGGUUUCUACAGUGGAAGAUAGUUUUGAAAGGGUGAACAAGAAGGCUGACUACUUGAAAUGGGCUAACCUUGAGAGCAUAAGAAUGAAGCAAAAGACUAAAAACCAGUGGAUCAUUGAGGGAGACCAUAAUACUUCUUUCUUCCAUAGGUAUGCUAACAAUAGAAGAAGAGCUAAUACAAUUGGCAGUAUCAGAGUGGAUGGGGAUGUUACUGAGGAACAAUCUGUAAUAGCAAGUCACAUUCAAGAUUUCUAUAUAAAUCUUUAUAAAGAAGACCGUAGCAAUAGACCUUUUGUAGAAGAUUUGGAGUUCUCAGCUAUCUCCGUGGAAGAAAGUACAAAUUUGGAAAAAAGGAUUACGGAUGAGGAAGUUAAACAAGCAAUGCACGAAAUGAAGUCUAACAAGACGCAAUGA